AAAUCAUCAAGAGCGAAUUUCCUACACUGGAAAUCUACCGGAAAAUGAAAUCACUCGAAUCAUUAUUAAGCCUCACCAAGCCGACACGGCGUCAGAAUUGACUAGGGAAUGACUCUAGGAUGGACUCUAUACUUAACAAAACUCUAAGCAACUCAACCGAGUUAGCCUUGACCAUUGAACAAUACGAAUUUCAAGAAUUUCUUCACGAUGACAUAGCUGUUGUAGUUUACCUGAUUCUGUUGUGUUUUGUGGGAACCAUUGGGAACGGUCAUGCUUUUAUUGUGUAUCAUGUAAGAUAUAAACCCUCAAACCACAGAACUUUUGUGGUCUGGUUAGCCGCCAUUGAUUUUGUUGCAUGUGCAGUCAGUGCUCCAUUUGAAAUUGUGGAUAUUCGCCAUGGGUACACGUUUGACUCUGGUGCUGCUUGCAAGUGUUUCCGGUUCAUUAACCACGUAGUCAGUAUUGCUUCAGGACUCAUGUUGGGAGUUAUAGCCAUAGAACGAUAUAGAAAGGCAUGCUGUCCAUUUGGAAGACAAAUAUCCGAGAAAGAAGCAGCCAUCGCAUGUAUGGUCACUGUUGGUGUGUCCAUUCUUUUGGCAAUUUCUUCUUUUUAUUUGUACGAUGUAGCGGAAAAAUCCACUGACAUUCCAGGACUCUCGGGCACGGAUUGUACAACGGGCUCAAGUGAAGGACAGCAAUCUUUUUUCCGGAUCUAUUCCCUUCUUCUGUUACUUAUAAGUACUGCUAUUUUCAUUUUAUGUAUCGUUGCAUAUUCUUUCGUUGGUAAGAGUUUGUACAAACAAAUGACCUUCCGUCAAUCGGCUCAGCUUAAAAAUGUAAAGAAAACCUUGAGCGGAAACUCCGUCAGUAGCGAAAACAAAGUGAGUGCCUCGUCUGUCCACCUAAAAAUGGUGUCUAUGAAACCCGAGGGUAGCAGUUCUCACCACAUUCAAGACGAAGAAUCCAGUGUCUAUUCCAAUAAAAACAAAAUAACUCUGAAUACUGUUGACAAACCUUCCAGUAAGCCUAUGAUAAAAGGGAAAGCCAGGUUGGAUCGAACCAGAAGGAUCACUCUGAUGUUUCUCAUAGCCACUGCUGUGUCUUAUGUUGGAUACCUACCAAACCUCAUCAUUCUCGUCAUACGGGCAGCGCAACCCUCGGCUUACGAAAACCUGGCACGUAGUCUCGGAAUGUUCACACCAGUUCUUCUGCGCGGAUAUUUCUUGAGCAAUGUAACAAACCCUUUAGUGUAUUGUUUUGUAGACGAUAGAUUCCGCAAGGAAUGUAAUUUAUUGUAUAGCAAAGUAUUUAAACUUCCUUCUAAAUGGAAAUCUCAGACAGUGUAACGUUCAUUAUUGUUGUCAUAUCAAUCUUAUUUCU
Molecule: messenger RNA, 1380 nt
Organism: Saccostrea echinata
Lineage: Eukaryota; Metazoa; Mollusca; Bivalvia; Ostreida; Ostreidae
Product: gastrin/cholecystokinin type B receptor-like
Exons: 1
Coding region: 120-1346 (408 amino acids)
Biological process (GO): neuropeptide signaling pathway
Cellular component (GO): membrane
Molecular function (GO): G protein-coupled peptide receptor activity
Source: RefSeq, a predicted model, not a curated record